Molecule: messenger RNA, 567 nt
Organism: Striga asiatica
Lineage: Eukaryota; Viridiplantae; Streptophyta; Magnoliopsida; Lamiales; Orobanchaceae
Source: the annotation of a GenBank genome assembly
AUGACCGGCAAAUCUUGUUUCAGCCAUAAACAUGGGCAACAUCUCCUUCUCCAUCCUCGCCUGCGGCUGUCGAUUCCGAAGAGUAGAUCGUUUCGACGCUCGCGACCUCCUCACCCAUCCAAGACGUGUCUGAUGAACUCCGACAAUGUCUCGGCUGGAGAUUCACGGCUAGAAUCGCGGGGAAUCGAGGCUGAAAUUCCGGCAAUAGUCGUUGCUUCCGGAACUGUGCAGGUGCUGGAGAAGUGGCGGGCGCAUCUUCUGUUGGUGAACGAGGAUCGGCACGGCGAGGUGCUGCUUGCAGACAAAGCUGCCCCGACUAAUUUGUUGCUGCUUGUCUCUCCCUCGGCCGGCCGCGGCUGCUCGAGGGUCGAUGGGCUCAGAACAUAUGGGAAGUCUCAGAUGGAACUCAGGACAUGCUACUCGCCAUUCGAUAGACCUGGAAAAUCGAUGGCGGCCGCUCGCUGGGAAAAAUCACGGCCAGAGGCUUGCGAUGAGAGGGGUAGCAGGGCUGAUGGCCUGUUCGUGCGAUGGCUGCUAUGGAGGACCUCCGGCUACAGCUGCGGAUAG